Molecule: messenger RNA, 3368 nt
Organism: Poecilia reticulata (guppy)
Lineage: Eukaryota; Metazoa; Chordata; Actinopteri; Cyprinodontiformes; Poeciliidae
Biological process (GO): regulation of gene expression
Cellular component (GO): nucleus
Source: RefSeq, a predicted model, not a curated record
UAUUAUUAAACCUUUUAACUUCUAUGUGAAAGUUUUGAUGACAGGAAAAACUUAAGAAACUAAAGAAUUUAUUUUACUUUAAAAGUUCAUAGAAAGGUUUUGGUGAUGAAAACAUCAGUUUUUAUGAGGCGGAAGAAAUCAGGUCUAAACAACCCGAAACAUUUCUAUGACCGAGCUGCAGGUCAUCGCCAUAGCAACCUCACCAUAGCAACCUCACCAUAGCAACCUCACCAUAGCAACGCGCAUUCCUCCUAUGGUUUUAAUAAUACUACUGGAACAACGGGUGAGUUAAAGGUUCUGGCAGGUCCGGAACCUGCUGGGUCAGUUUGGAUCGUCUGGGUCCAGAGCUCCUCCAUCAGUCAGUUCACUGAGUGAGAGCCCACAGCACCUGCUGCCACCACCAUGCCAGGCUCCUCCCCGUCAUAGCAGCAGCAGCAGCUUUACCAGUGAACUGGUUUCACUGGGCCGUCUCUGGAGGUCCAGUUCCUGGCAGGCGGACCUUUGGCUGACCAGUUUCCUCUCUUUUGGGUUCUCCUCGGUUCUGAACACAAACUGAUUCUCAGCGAAGCUGGACUCUUCGACGGAGUCUUAUUUUGAAGGCUCGCCCAGCCGCUUCCUGUUUGGUCGGUAAUAUUCGGUUCUGGUUCGGCUGUCGGUGUUUUCAGGAUCAAAAUGACCAAACUGCAGCUGCUCAGCGCCUACCUGACGGAGCGGCUCACCGCCGUGGUGAAGGAGGUUCUGGACGUGGUGGAGGACACGGUGGCCCAGUACCGGGAGGAGACGGCCAGAACCCGGCGGGAGAACGAGAGUCUGCGGAGGCAGCUGCGGGACAUCCUGCUGCUGGAGGCCGAGACCGAGUGGCUGAGGUCGACCCAGGCCGGUUUGGGUUUCGUACCUGCAGAGCAGCAGCCUAGUGACCUGAAACCCAGAGCCCUCCUAGAGGAGCCAGACUCCUCCCUGACCCAGUUCAGACCUCCUCCGGCUUCAGUCCAACUUCUGUCGGUUCCGAAAGAAGCGACAUCGGCACCGACCCAGCUCCGGCCCGCAGAACUCUGGGAUCAGACACCGAAACCCGACCCGCUGCCGGAGGCGUUCCGGAGGACGUCUCCUCUCCUGGCUCAUCUGCCCCUGAAUCCUCCCCGGAUCCACGCUGACGGGCCGGCGGCGAGGGAGGAGCCACAGGCCCCGGCACCGGCACCGGCACCGGCACGGGUCAAAGCCGAACCCGAAGAAGCAAGCAAAGAGAGAGCAGCUGAGUCUGUGAACGCUCAUGUUGAGUCGGGCUUUGACUACACGUCUGAGAAAGAGAAGCUGCCGGCGGAUCAGCAGGACGCCUCCAGAACCGGGCCGUCCUCUCAGGAGACCCGGCCGCCUGAAGACGCCGCGGUCGCAGCCCUCAUCCCUGAGCUCGUACACCGCUGCCCCCGCUGCGGCGAGGCGUUCAGUCACAGCGCGGGGCUCCGCCUCCAUCUGGAGCAGAAGAGGAAGACCUACGCCUGCGACUGGUGCUGCAAGUCCUUCGCCCAGUCGGCCGAUCUGCGGCGCCACCUGCGCACCCACACGGGCGAGCGGCCGCACCGCUGCACCUUCUGCUCCAAGAGCUUCAGCCAGAGAGGGAACCUGCGGCGACACCUGCGGAUCCACACCGGCGAGCGUCCGUACAGCUGCCCCUUCUGCUGCCGCACCUUCAGCGACGGAGACACCAUGAAGAAGCACAAACGCACACACUCCGGGGAGAAACCGUACCGCUGCGGCCGCUGCGCCAAGACCUUCACCAGCGCCAGCGGCCUGCAGCUGCACCUCAGGAGGGACCUGUGCUAUGGAGCCAGCGCCUGAACGGAUGGACCGGGGCGGCGGGGCACGGACUCACUCAGAACCUUUCAGAACCUGCAGGAGCAGAACCUUCUGCGGACCGGAUGGGGUCACUGUUCAGGGAGUUUCAGAAUGAAUAAAUGUGGUGUGAAAAGAACGUUUUGGAUCCAGUCAGAACAGAACCUGACCGAGAGGUCUGGGUCCAAACACUAACCAGCAGCAGGUCCAAAUCCUGUUUGGAUCAGAACCAGGACUACGAAACGGGUUCUGGAUGUGUACCAGCUCCAACAUGUCCAACCUGGAGGGCUGCAGCAUUUCCUGAACCCAAUCAGAUAUUUAGGAGACAUCGGACCAGAACUGGACAGAACCGGUUUACACAGAAUCUCAGAUGCAACCGGAGCGAAGACGGGAAGGACUUGGGAGGCAGAUCCAGGUCUGACCAGCAGACAUGGAGCAAAUGUUCAUCAGGCCCAUCAGCAGCUUCCAGAGACCCAGCAUCUGCCAUGGAUCCUCCCAUGGGGAGCAGUGGAGUCCGACCCGCUGCUGGAGGCUCGGCAGGAACCAGAACCUCCUGAAGGUUCCCUGAGGAUCCUGACCUCAGGGUUUGGAGUCUCCGGAACCAGAGCAGCUCUGCUGGUUUGUGUUGAAGCUCAGGAUGAAAAUCUUUUCUGCUCGUCUUCCGAUCAGAACAUCUGCUGCUGAAUCAACAUGUGAAGAGUUGGACCGGAGCGCUGCCAGGUUCUGGAAGAAGGAAACUGUCAGCAGCCUGGAAGUAGCAGAAGCAGCGACAUUAGGCAAACCCGGCCUUUAACUAGGCCACAUCUAAUCUGCUCUUUAAUAAACAUCCAGCAGGUCUAAAACUGAACCGGAUCCAGUGAGGACGGUCCGGGAAAGCACUGCGGCCUGCAGCGCCCUGGGGUUACCAUAGCAACCGGCCAUGACAACCAUUACAUGACUGGUUGGACUGAGCUGUGCUAAACUUCCCAGAGAAAAAACUGGAUCAGGAAUCCCAGUGGUGAAAAUUUGAUCAUCAGAUUUUGGUUUCAUGAGAAAAAUGUUCAAUAAAAUGUUUAAACUUGAUAAAAAUGGUGUUAAUGUUUUUUCUAUGACACUUUCUGCCGCAUAUCAGACAUGAAGAAAACAAAAUGGAGAAUCGUCCGUUUAACCUGGAGAUAAAUGAAUGUUUAUGGAAUAACCUCAAAUCAACAGUUUCUCAACAUCUAAACUUGAUCUUUCAUGCGACUCGCUUUUGUCUUUUGCUCCAUUAAAUCAUAAAAAUGUUUCCACAUCGUCUCAGAUUUCUGAUGAUGAAACAUCCGGAGCUUCAGCCUCCAUGUUGCUCCGCCGACCUGAACUAAUCCAGCUGCCUGCAGGGGGCGCUGUGGACACAAACCCAGGCAGCGCGCAGGCAGAGCUGCAGGCAGGAUUUAUUGUCAGAAAAACCGCAGGUGGAAAUCCAGAGCCACGAUCCGACAUUCAGUCGUGCAGAAAAAGGAACCAGAAAAAUGUAAACACACCCGGAAGUUUCCGUUACCAUAGAAACAGAGACAGGACAU